AUGGCAGAUAUUGUUGCUUUAUUAUCCAAUGCUUAUUUAAGAGAGUUGAUAAUAGACUCUGGAGCAACACACCACAUUACUUGCAAUAAGGAGGUUUUGAACAAUACAAAAGGAUUAGAGACAAAGGAAGGAAAUUAUGUGCAAUUACCAACAAGAAGUAGAGCUGAGAUAACACACAAAAGGGAUGCAAUGAUUUUAGGAGAUCAGUACAUUAACAAUGUCUUAUAUGUGCCAGAUUUUAAGUUUAAUCUAUUAUCUGUAGCAAAGUUAACAAAGGACCUUAGAUGUUUUGUUGGAUUUUAUCAUGACUUCUGUUUAUUACAGGAGCUUUACAAUGGAAAGGUAUUGGGGAUUGGUAAGGAGUCUGGAAGUUUAUAUGUGCUGAAGGAAAGGGGUGCAGUAGUAGCAGCUGGAUCAGUAUCAAAAGAACACACAGAGAAGGCACUUUGUCACUUCAGGCUAGGUCAUGCUUCAUUGAAAGCUAUGCAAUACAUCUCAUCUCUACAAGACAGAAUAAACACUAUACAAUUAGAAUCUUGCAGUAUAUGUCCUUUAGCUAAACAAUGUGGGUUGCAAUUUUUUCUUAGCAACUCCAAGUCCACUACUAUUUUUGAACUUGUUCAUCUAGAUGUUUGGGGACCCUAUAAGGUGCCCACUUAUGAUAGAAAAAGAAUACCUUCAUCAAUAUUGACAGGAAAAAUACCCUUUAAAUUGCUAUAUGGCAAGGAUUACGCUAAAACUCAAAAGGGAUACAUGUUAUAUGAUAUGGAGACACUGCCCUUUUUUGUCAGUAGAGAUGUUCAAUUUAGAGAAGACUGCUUCCCUUUCAAAAUGGCAACUUUUGAAGAAGGUGAUCCAUUUUUCCAGCAACCAACUCAGCUCAUAAUACCUCAAUCAGAUCAAAUCUCUACUCCAUGUGACAAUGUUGACACUUAUCAUCAUGCUCAGCCCACACCUCUAGCACCUCCUGCAGAUGACUCACUCCCUGAAGAUAAUGUUGAGAUUGAUAUUGUUGAUGCUCAAUUACAUGAUCAUCAUAUGCCAGAUGUUGCUGAGCCAGCAGUUGCUGAAACUAAUGAGCAUCAUGUACCAGCAGUUGUGCCACAAGAUAGUGCUCCAUCAUGCACUACCAAAAGGCCUCAGAGGAAGACAGGGCCUCCCAUUUGGAUGAAGCAUUAUGUGAAUCCUACAAAAGGAGCACCUGGUCACAAAUAUCCUGCAUCUAACCAUGUUGGUUAUUCACAUAUAUCUGCCCCAUAUCAAUCUUAUUUACAAGCUUUCUGA
Molecule: messenger RNA, 1284 nt
Organism: Nicotiana tabacum (common tobacco)
Lineage: Eukaryota; Viridiplantae; Streptophyta; Magnoliopsida; Solanales; Solanaceae
Source: RefSeq, a predicted model, not a curated record